Messenger RNA from Cyclocybe aegerita, 1134 nucleotides. The record is from the annotation of a GenBank genome assembly. NCBI's taxonomy places the organism in Eukaryota, Fungi, Basidiomycota, Agaricomycetes, Agaricales, Hemipholiotaceae.
AUGUCCCGCAAUCCAACCAAUACAGGCUUCCAAGUUACACCAGUAAAAAUAGACUAUACCGGGUAUGUGCGCGUUCAAGCUCAAGGUUCAAGCAUGGUGACCUCGACGGCAGUUUUGGCCAUCGCCAACAUGGACAAUGCUUGGAGCCAGCCUCAGCUGAUCAAGCUCCUCCUCCUCCUCCUUACCUCAGCGCGGAAUCGACGGCGACUGGAAGACGACUGCCUGGCUACUCUCCCACUUCCAACGCUGAAAGAGCCAUUCUUGCUCAGCGCACACGUAACUGCUUCCACCUUCGCCCGGGGUGCACGGGCAAUACUUGCUCUUCUCGCGCUGGAUAGGGUAAUAUUUCUUCACCAGAAAUCUGCGCCAAAGCUCAACCGUGCUGGCUCGUCCAGGUCCAGCGCCCGAAGGGGACCCGCCAACACACCCCAGACCAAUUUCUUCUCCUUCGCUUUUGGUGUCCCCCUCAGCGCCCUGCGAGCCACCAUGAACACAUCGCUCGCCCUCAUUAACGAGAUCAUUACCAACCCUGCCUAUCAUGACUAUCUAGCAAUCCUGAAAGGUGCUCGUAACGGCUUUGUGUAUGGGGUCAAGGUCCGCUUUCCCCAUGCACUUGUCAUGUCUAUUUUAUUCGGUCGUGGAGACUGGAAAGCGCGUGUUCGUGUGAUAUACCGCGCGACGAGGCAGCAUGCCGUCAAUCUGGCUAAAUUCGUCUCUCUCUACAAGACACUUCUGCUGGUGCAGAAGAAACUGAAUGGUGGAAAGGAGCGCGAGUCAGACACAUUUAUCGCUGGCCUAAUCGGAGGAUAUUUGAUAUUCGGAGAAAGGAACGCAGUGAACGAGCAGAUCGUCCUUUAUGUUGUAGCAAGAGUAGUCGCCUCCUUUAUCCCGCGGUCCAGCUCGUCCUACCACACUUCUCCCGAUUCUGCACUAGCGAAAGCCACCAUUCGCCCUAUCCCACCUGACUCCCGAUACUUUACCGUCUGCGCUGCGCUGGCAUGGGGUGCGAUCAUGUACCUCUUCCGCGAGCGUGGAGAGACCAUCCAACCUGGGCUGUUUAACUCCAUGACCUACUUGUACCGCAAUUCGGACGUGUGGAAGGAUCUCAGGACGUUGUUUUGGCAUAACACCUAA